AUGGCCGAAUCAUCAACGCAAAUCCUCUCCAUCUUCGAGACCUUCCGCAACGAGCUAGACGAGCACCACGAUCGGCGCGAGCGACUAAUCAAGAUCUCACGAGACAUCACGGCAUUGAGUAAGAAGAUGUAUGUUUCUCCCAUAUUCCCAUCUAUCUUUAAAGUCGUGCACAUGAAGAGCCUUAUCAAAAUCCGCAAACUCAACGCCCCCCUCCCGGAAAAUAUCACAAAAGAAACCCAAUCCCGCUUCACCCAAAUCCAAUCCCUCUUCAACACCGCCCUCCCAGACAUCACGGGCCCAAACAAAUGGCGCUACCAGCGUCAACUUAGUGGCGCAAUCCAGGAAUACAUCGAGGCGCUCUCCUUCCACCACUACCUGACUACGCAAACUCUCAUCACUCUCUCUGAAGUGCGCGCGAAACUGCCCGCCGAGAUACUCGUCACGGAGGAGGAUUAUCUGCUGGGGUUGUUCGAUUUAACUGGGGAGAUGAUGCGGUUUGCGGUUACGGCGCUGUCGGCUGGGUCGGUUGCUUCUGAGGAGAAGAAGAUGGGGCUGAGUAAGGAGCAGAAUGGGAUUGUGGUAGAUUUGAGGGAAAUGAGGUCGCUCUUUGAGGGGUUGAGUGUGUCCAGACGGCAUAAUUUGAUUAAGGAUUUGGGAAAGAAGAUGGAGGUUAUGCAAGGGAGUGUGGAGAAGGUGGAGAGGGCUGCUUAUGGGAUUUUGGUGAGGGGGAGUGAGAGGCCGGCUGGGUGGAUGCCGGAUCUCGCUGGGGGUGGUGAUGAGGGGUAUUAA
Messenger RNA from Aspergillus caelatus, 789 nucleotides. RefSeq names its product translin family protein. Gene Ontology annotation, cellular component: cytoplasm; nucleus. The record is from RefSeq and is a predicted model, not a curated record. Lineage: Eukaryota; Fungi; Ascomycota; Eurotiomycetes; Eurotiales; Aspergillaceae. Gene Ontology annotation, molecular function: RNA endonuclease activity; sequence-specific DNA binding; RNA binding. The transcript has 2 exons. The coding region runs from base 1 to 789 and encodes 262 amino acids.